Molecule: messenger RNA, 2951 nt
Organism: Sabethes cyaneus
Lineage: Eukaryota; Metazoa; Arthropoda; Insecta; Diptera; Culicidae
Product: zinc finger protein 675-like
Exons: 5
Coding region: 199-2223 (674 amino acids)
Biological process (GO): regulation of transcription by RNA polymerase II
Cellular component (GO): nucleus
Molecular function (GO): DNA-binding transcription factor activity, RNA polymerase II-specific; RNA polymerase II transcription regulatory region sequence-specific DNA binding
Source: RefSeq, a predicted model, not a curated record
AAUUUUUUACCCCGUAUACGAUCUGAAAUCUUUUGGCUGUAUCAUCGAAGCUGCUCUACGUAGAGCUUUGUCGCUAUUAUUUCAAAUCGCGGCAUAGUACACAUUGUGUUGGAGUCCCAAACAUUGUUUUAAUUUGGUGUUUUUUUGUGUAGUGCGCGUGUUGAUUGUUAUAGACACAAAACUUUGUUAGUAUUCUCGAUGGAUUCCAGUAUUUUACUGGUUCCGAAUGUAAAUUCACUUCCGGCGGUGGAUAACAUGGUAAAUGAAACGACUGAGGAAAAAAAUUCGCUGGCAAGAACGCAAAAAAAAUGUAACGAAUACAGAAAUGAAAACAUUGGAAGAAGAGGCGAUGGCAGCAACAGCGGCACUGGUAGCAAACAUAAACACAAAACUGAUGGAGAAUUAAUAUUGGUAAUGGAGCCGCAGAAUCCUUCCCCGACGAAAUAUUUUGAUCAAAACGGAAUUCCACUAAAAAAGGAAUUUUUGGAUUCCGAACUAAACGAAAUAAUCGGAAAAGGUACAAAGAAACGCACUAAAUUGACAAUAACAUGCCAUAAGUGUUGUGAGCGGUUUGAGUCUAAAGUCGAAUAUGAGUUCCACUACCGGAAAAGUUACAACCAAGAACCGGUUUAUGCGUGUGCUACCUGUGAUAAGCGAAUUUCUCAAUACAAAGCAUAUAGGUUGCAUAUCUAUCGGCACUCGAAUAGUGCCAAUCAGCGUUACACCUGUGGAACAUGCUCAAAAGUAUUCCACCAGAAGUCGGAUUUAAAUCGACAUGAAAGUGUCCAUGGAAAUCCGUCUGCACUGCCACAGGAACCAGAAGUAGUUACUGCUCCUACACAACCCAUCAAAGCAAGUUGUGAUCGAUGUGAUGCCGUUUUCGAAAGCCAAGCAGAGGUAAAAAUUCACGCAAAGAAGAUACAUCCGAUUCCAAAGCAGAUGAUUGAGUGUCCAGAUUGCGGUAAAUUUUUGUCGGCCGGCAGUCUGUACUCACAUCGAAAGAUUCAUUCGGAUGGUCCUAAAUUUACCUGUGAGGAUUGUGAUAAAUCAUUUGUACAGAAGAUCAAUUUUAUUCAUCACCGAAAAAAGCAUCUUCCAAACGACGAGCGUCCUUUCCCCUGCGGCGAGUGCGGUAAAGCUUUCUUCGAAAGAUCUCAUUUGCAGAGGCAUCAGUUUUUUCACUCCGAAGAAAGACCAUUUAAAUGUGGACUUUGCGGGAAAUGUUACAAAACGGAACGUUGCUUGAAGGUGCAUUCGGCAGUCCACAAUGCCGAUCGUCCAUUUGUGUGUAAUGAAUGUAACAAGGGGUUUUUAAGUAGCUCCAAGCUUCGUCAACAUAGCAAUAUCCACUCGGGUUUACGUCCCUUCAAGUGCAAGUACUGCUCUCGAGAUUUUACAAAUUUCCCCAAUUGGUUGAAACAUAUACGUCGGCGACAUAAAGUGGAUCAUAGAACUGGUGAAAAAUUGGAUAGCGUACCAAAGUUUAUGACGAAGAAAAAAGAGAAACCGGCACAUAAAAAGAUAGACGUUCGGGAGAAACAAUCAAAAGCUUGCCAGACUAAGAAAAAACAAUUAAAGGAGGUUCUACAAUUGGCGAUCAAAGAAGAAAGCCUCCCGUUCGUUGGUGAAAAUUCCAAUAUCGAUCUCAAUUUGGUGUCAAAAGAUGACUUACUUCAACCGCUCAAAAUGGAGGAAAUGGAUGACAUGUUCCCACAACUUUCUAAUGCGGUCGCUGAAGACGAGAACGCAGAGACUAAUAAUGUGAAUACAACAAUACAGCAUGCAAAACAUGAAGACGGCGAGCACGCUUCUGAACCACUGCGACCGCCAGCAACGGAGCACAAUGACAUGCUGGAUCCGCCACCAUUAGGUCUCGCAGCAGACGAUAGUGAACUGUUCCAGUUUGGCUAUGUACAACCGGAAUUCGAUUGUGAUUUUACUAUUAAGAACGAUUUUACCUUAAGGACCGAGGCUGUCAAUGUGAUUAGAGAAAGCGAAUCAGGCGUUAUCUCUCCACCAGAGAAUGAUCUCUCGCCGCAUGGGACUGGACUGGUGUACGACAUUAAUAGCGAGCUACCGAUCUUCCCAACAUUGAUCUCAAUCUGUGGUGAAGAACAGCAGUUUCAGCUCAUCAAUCCAAACUUCAUUCAUUUACCGCAACUUCGGAAAGCUGCUUCAGGUAGUGGAACGGACGUCGUAACUUUAAAAAUCGAAACACCGUAAAUUUGAAUAAAUGUUUACAAUUUCAUAGGUAUAUAUUUACGGAGCUCUUAUAAGAAACAGUAAAAAUGGUGAUUACGUUAAAGGGAGAGUGACCUUCGGUCGCACUCAUACGCUGGGCUAGUGAAAAAAUGAUUCUAUUGUGGUGAUUUACUUUAGGGUAGCAUAUAAUUAUAAGAUUAUGAAUGCUUUUUGGCACUCUGCAUACGGAGCGACAACCGAUAGACACGGCAUAGUAGAUGGCUCGUAUAUACACAGCAAAGGAUGAUACUACUAACGUCAUUUCGUAUCUCAAGGUUGCUUAAAAGCGUUAGUGAUCGCAACCAUCUGAAAGAAUGUAUGCAUGAGAUGUUGAUGUUCGAUGUCAUUCAAUGAUGUCAAUGUGGUAGUGAUGUAAGGACAAACAAACUAACAGUUGCUAUUGUCGGCUGUUAAGGGCGUGCUAACUGUGGUCUUCAAUAUUUCUCUAUUCAUGCCAAUCUACAAAACGAACACGAAUUGCCUAUUUACGCUUGUCGAUCCGUCUGCAAAGCCCUUUAACCGUAGCAUUCAAAGUAUUUCUGCCUCCAAAGCAGAGGAACAUACAAUUAUAUUCUAUAAUUUCUUGAUUUCUGCGAUGUAGUAUUAAGAAUAACGAUGAUAAUAUUUAUCGAGUGCAGAAAUAACAACGCCGUGAGUACAACUGAGGGCAGGGCAGGCGUAACACAAAACAUAACUCAGAGCCUACAAAA